This is a messenger RNA of Oppiella nova, 1575 nucleotides long. NCBI's taxonomy places the organism in Eukaryota, Metazoa, Arthropoda, Arachnida, Sarcoptiformes, Oppiidae. The record is from the annotation of a GenBank genome assembly.
AUGGCGCUCACGUUUGUCGCACUGUUCGCUACCAUAAUGGUCUCCUACUUGAGCCCCGAUAACCACGACAAUUGCCUGCUAUACGUGCUAUUUUGGAGCGCCUGUACUCUCGUUUUCUCGACACAUGCCUACGCCAUGUUAUGCGUGUGUUUUGUUGUGUGCCACCUGACCACCGGUUACCUCAAAUACCAGUUCAUGCAAAUCAAUUUGAAACUGGAGUCCUGUGUCCGCACCGGCAAUAAGUACCAACUGAUGAAAGCCAUCGUCGAGCACAACCUACUCACUAAACUAACCGCCCGUUUGAACGACUUUUACAAAUAUCCGCUGUUUGUCGUAUACUACGUGUCGACCCCCACCCUCGAGUUUGCCUUAUACUACUACCUGUCCGUUCAGAGCAAUCUGGUACAGUUAGGUCCGUUCUCAUUCCUACAGACCAUUGGCGCACAGCUGGUCGGCGCCCGACGGGAAUGUAUCGUAAGAAAAGUGGAAAACGCGGACACAGUCUGUGUCUGUAACCAAACAUAUUGUGAUGACUUCCCGGCCCUCAAGCGCCCAAAGAGUGGUUUCCUUACGGUUUAUGAGAGCAAUAAAGCCGGAGAAAGGUUUAAGGAAACGGAACUCCAGUUCGGCUCAACCAUCGACUCAACGGCCGACCAAACGGUUGUCGUGACUAUCGAUAAGACACAGAAAUAUCAGACAAUCUUCGGAUUUGGCGGCGCUUUCACUGACACUACGGGACAGAUGCUGAAGACAGUCAACCAAUCGUUGGCUGAUCUGCUGAUUGAUAGCUACUUCUCAGACAAUGGCAUCGAGUACUCAAUGGCCAGAAUACCGAUAGCCGGCACUGACUACUCGGACAAACCCUACUCUUACGAUGACGUCGACGAUGAUCUGGAGCUCAAACACUUUGCUCUUCAAAAGGAGGACUUGGAGUGGAAAAUCCCAUACAUUCAAAGAGCACUGAAAGUAAGUCCGCAUAAAAUAAAACUCUUCGGCAGCCCCUGGAGUCCCCCCUCUUGGAUGAAGACUAACCACAAGUUCAACGAGAGUGGAGUCAUAAGGGGUGACAUCGGCGGCGAAUACUACCAGACGUGGGCCAACUAUUUCGUGAAAUUUCUGGACGCAUACAAAUCGCAUGACAUAAACCUAUGGGGGCUUACAGUCGAGAAUGAACCGGUAGGGGGACAGUACCCUGGGCACCCAUUCAACUGCCUGAACCUAACCGGCCCUACGGAACGGGAUUUCGUGAAACUCAAUUUGGGUCCGACCCUCGCGAAGGCCGGGUAUGGCAAAGACAAACUCAAUCUAAUGGUAUUCGACGAGAAUCUCCCCGGUUUCCAGAAGUUCGUACCGCCUAUACUAGCGGACAGGGAGGCAGCGAAAUACGUGUCGGGCAUCGCCUAUCACUGGUAUGGCAACCAAGGGAUGGGUGGUUAUCCCGAUGGAUUCCUAUCGGAAAUACAGCACAACUACACCGAUAUGUUUCUACUGAACACCGAGGCCUGUCAUCUCGAGGGAGCAGUAUUAGGGCAGUGGAGUGCCGGCGAAAAAUACGCCUUCGAUAUCAUUAGGUGA